CGUAGACCGUCCACGACGGGCGACAUGCUGAGCCCAAAGACUGCGCGCCUCAUCAGAGCCAACGCAAACCCAUCACCCACGUACCACCGCUCCGCUUGUCCUGCUCCGACUAGCCUCGCCUGUUUCGUUGUCUUGUCGUCUGGGACAGCUCUUCGAUUCGUUCCGUCCUUCGCACCGCCGCCCUCGGAUCAUCUCCUCGUUCCUCACGGUACACAACAAACAUCUCUGACCAGUGCGCCCAGCAUGGCUGGCAAACAGGAUGGCCCGUCCAAGCCUAACGGGGCUGCAAAGGCCGAAGAAAAGGGCAAGGGAAAGGUAGACCACGGCAAGGACCAGAAGAAUGAAGCCGAGAAGAAGGACGAGGCGACAGCCGCCAAGGAUGACAAACUGCUACCUCCAGAAGAAUUGAGCGAGGAGGACCAGAAGCUAAAGGAUGACCUGGAUAUGCUGGUCGAGCGGUUAUUGGAGUCGGACAAGAGCCUCUACAAGCCCACGCUCGAGCAGAUCAAGGAUGCGAUCAAGACAUCAACUUCGUCCAUGACUGCGGUGCCAAAACCUCUCAAGUUCCUGCGGCCGCACUACGAGAAGCUGGAGGAGGCGUACCGAUCUUGGCCCGCCGGCGAGGACAAGACUUCCUUCGCCGACAUGCUCUCGGUGCUGGGCAUGACAUAUUCUGACCAGGACCGCAGAGACACGCUCAAAUACCGCCUUCUCGCGCCGUCGAAAGACAUCGGCUCGUGGGGUCACGAGUACAUGCGGCAUCUCGCCCUAGAGAUCGGCGAGGAACAGCAGCACAGACUGAAUCAAGAGGCCAACGGGAUGGAGCCGGAUCUGGACGACAUCAAGCAACUAGCGCUUGACUUGGUGCCGUACUUCCUCAAACACAACGCUGAGGCGGAUGCCGUCGACUUGCUCAGCGAGCUGGAGAUGAUCACCGACAUUCCUACCUACCUGGACGAGAAUACGUAUUCGAGAGUGUGCUUGUACAUGGUCAGCAUGGUCCCUCUCCUUCCAUAUCCCGACAACCACGAGUUCCUCAAGACAGCCUACAAGAUCUACCGCCAGUACGACCAGCCCACACAAGCACUUUUGCUUGCCAUCCGACUCAACGAGCAGGACCUCAUCGAAGAAGUGUUCAACUCAACAAGCGACAAGUCGACCAGGAGACAGCUCGCGUUCUUGCUGGGUCGCCAACGUAUCACCCUGUGUUUGAGUGAGGAGGAUUAUGAGGAGGAUCCACAACUGGCAGAGUGUUUGAACAACACGCUGUUACCGGCGCACUUCAAGUACCUUGCGAAGGAGCUCAACAUCAUGGAUCCGAAGACGCCAGAGGACAUCUACAAGUCGCAUUUGGAAAGCUCGCGGACGGCUGGUAUGACGAACACGGACUCGGCGAGGCACAACUUGUCGAGUGCGUUCGUAAACGCCUUUGUCAACGCAGGCUUCGGGCAGGACAAGCUCAUGCUUCUAGAGGAGAACAAGUCCAGCUGGGUAUGGAAGACGAAGGAUGAGGGUAUGCUAUCUACAACGGCUUCCGUAGGCAUGUUGAUGCAGUGGGACAACGACAAUGGCUUUGACAAGACUGAUCAGUACACCUACGUCGACGAAGAGUACGUCAAAGCUGGCGCUAAGCUUGCGAUUGGUAUCAUCAGCUCUGGUAUCCGCAACGAGUCCGACCCAGCCUUGGCUCUGCUCGGCGAUUCGGAUUCUCUGCAUGACAAGAGCGUUAUCUCAAGGAUGACCUCGAUAAUGGGUCUUGGUCUGGCCUAUGCCGGCUCCAACAAGGACGAGUUGUUGGAGGUCCUUCUGCCGAUUGUGGCCGACUCGAGCCUGGACAUGCAGCUCUCGAGUAUGGCAGCUCUGUCGCUGGGUUUGAUCUUCGUGGGCUCCGCAAACAGUGACGUCAGCGAGGCCAUCGUCCAGACGCUCAUGGAGUCGGACGAGAAGCGAUUAAGGGACAAGUGGUCCCGCUUCAUGUCCUUGGGUCUCGCGCUCCUCUUCCUUGGCCAGCAAGAAGAAGUUGACGUCCUGAUUGAGCUGCUCAAGGCUGUUGACCACCCAAUGUCAAAUGCAACGCAGGUCCUGGCCGAGGCUUGCGCCUGGGCGGGCACGGGUGCCGUGCUGAACCUGCAGAACUUCUUGCACAUCUGCAACGAGCACAUUGACGAAAAGGACGACGAGGACAAGAAGGAGGGCGAGGUUGCAGAAAAGCCGAAGGGAACCGAGCUGCUGCAAGCCUACGCCGUCCUUGGCCUUUCACUGGUGGCCAUGGGCGAGGAGAUUGGACAGGAUAUGAUUCUGCGCACGUUUGGACACCUGAUGCACUACGGCGAGGCAAACAUCCGCAAGGCUGUGCCUCUCGCUCUUGGCCUCGUCUCGCCGUCCAACCCGCAGAUGAAGGUUUACGACACCCUCUCUAGAUACAGCCACGACAACGACAUUGACGUUGCGAUCAACGCCAUUUUCGCCAUGGGACUGCUGGGCGCGGGAACCAACAACGCACGUCUGGCGCAGCUGUUGCGGCAACUGGCCAGCUACUACUACCGUGACGGAAACGCGCUCUUCAUGGUCCGCAUCGCGCAAGGUCUUGUGCACAUGGGCAAAGGCACGCUGACGCUGAACCCCUUCCACACAGACCGCCAGGUGCUGUCUCGCGUUGCUACGGCGGGCCUCCUGACCACUCUGAUCACGCUGAUCGACGCAAAGGACUUUGUCCUCAAGGAUUCUCAUUACCUGCUGUACUUCCUGGUCACGGCCAUGUACCCACGCUUCCUGAUCACGCUUGACGAGGACCUGCAGCCCGUGACCGUCAACGUGAGGGUCGGUCAGGCCGUGGAUGUCGUAGGCCAAGCUGGCAGGCCGAAGACGAUCACGGGCUGGCAGACGCAGAGCACCCCGGUGCUUUUGAGCGUUGGUGAGCGCGCCGAGCUUGAAGACGAGCAAUACAUUGCACUUACGCAUGCGUUGGAGGGUGUCGUGAUCUUAAGAAAGAACCCCGAUUGGGCGUCGUGAACACACAAGCGGAGAGUCUCAGUACGGAUUUAGAACGAGCUCGCAUUAGUUAGGGCAUUUGACUUUCGUUUUCGGGAAGGGCGCUUUAUAAAGCUAAGAACGCCGAACAGGUGGAUUCGGCUCGCUUCUGAGGCAUUGCAUGUAGACGCUGUAUGUACAACUAGCAGCUUUUGGACGCAACUACAGCAAAAAGUUGGUAAUACGACUGCUUCCCUGGUAAACUCGUACGACGCGGAGAAGAGACGGUCCACGUUGGAAAAUUCUAAAUUGAGUAGCGAAAUGAGACCCUGUCCCUGUGCGUAUGUGCUUCCCCCUACUGGACUAGGAGGCAACAGCGAUGGUGCUCUCGUUUGAAUGGGAACUGCGGACGUGCUUGUCGUCGUGUGCCUUUAUCGUUGGACG
Molecule: messenger RNA, 3414 nt
Organism: Verruconis gallopava
Lineage: Eukaryota; Fungi; Ascomycota; Dothideomycetes; Venturiales; Sympoventuriaceae
Exons: 6
Coding region: 25-3012 (995 amino acids)
Biological process (GO): regulation of protein catabolic process; proteasome-mediated ubiquitin-dependent protein catabolic process
Cellular component (GO): proteasome regulatory particle, base subcomplex; nucleus; proteasome storage granule
Molecular function (GO): enzyme regulator activity
Source: RefSeq, a predicted model, not a curated record